Gadus chalcogrammus (walleye pollock) is the source of this 4136-nucleotide messenger RNA. RefSeq names its product TATA box binding protein (TBP)-associated factor, RNA polymerase I, A (gene taf1a). Gene Ontology annotation, cellular component: RNA polymerase I transcription regulator complex. Lineage: Eukaryota; Metazoa; Chordata; Actinopteri; Gadiformes; Gadidae. The coding region runs from base 661 to 2214 and encodes 517 amino acids. The record is from RefSeq and is a predicted model, not a curated record. Gene Ontology annotation, biological process: transcription by RNA polymerase I. The transcript has 12 exons.
GUUUCCUGAAAGAAAUAAGAAAAGUACAAUUAUUCAUUAGCAUUCUUUAAGUUGUUUUUUAUUUUCUGCUCCAAGACGGUUACAGAACGAAGAAACGUCACAAAUUAAAAUAUUUGCAUUCCAGCCAAAUAACAGAAUGGCAAAGCCCUAGAUGCAUCAUGAAAAUGUUAGAUUUCGUACCUCUGUUGGAAGUACUAUUUCAGUUUCGGUAUAUACAUAGUUAACUUCAAUUAGGUGCUCUGGGAAGUAGCCAAAUUGACGCCCAACCUAUUGACAAAUAAGGAAAAAUCAUGUUAAUGGUUAUGACCAUACACACCUACUACAAUGUUUACACAGUAAGGGUUAGAUAUUAACAACAAUUUACUUACACUUCCCGCCCACAUGUCUGUUCUCUUGCCACCUAAUUUGUAGUACACAUAAACAUUUUCAGAUUUCUUGGCGGACAGGAAUCGACAAUCCGGUCCUGAGAAAUCAUCAAUCAUCUUCCCCCGAACAAGGAGCACUGUAAGGACACAAAAGCGAAAAAUUACAAACAAGUCUUAAGGCUGUGUUUUGACAGAGGAGUUUGGAUAUGGAGUGUUUGGGUGAAUUGGGUGAAGGACUAAGGUUUCAUCACCAUCCAAAUUGCAGUUCAAAAGGAUUCUGAUCUAAACGAAGACGAUGGCCGACCUAGAAAUGCAGCCAAUAACAGAUGAUACCUCGGAUGGAGAUAGGAACACGGUCUUGAACUAUCCAAAUGGAUCAAAUGAUAAAUCAAAGCUGCCUUUGGCUGAUUCCCCAUUUUAUGACCAUCGCAUUGAAAGUGGGUUUCAUCAGAGCACAAGGACCUGCUGUCUGAAAGUUAGAAACGCCAUGCUGCACAAUGAUUGGCACAAGGCAGGCCAGUACAUGGCCAGUUACUUUCAAGCAAUAGAGGACACAAACGUGUCUGUUGCCCAGCAGCACAUGGAGAUCAUUUGGAAAACAGGAACAGACAUUCUCCACCAUCUUCCGAAUGUAACGAUGGAGAACUACAACGACUUCUAUGAACAAAUGAAGCUCUUGGGACUCAAUAAUUACCUCUUGGUUAGCCUGGAGCACAGUUUUCACCUGAUGGUAAACGGGCAGCUUGAAAAGGCCAGGCAUCAGCUGUCGAUGGCUGAGACCUGGAGGCACGGCAGGCUGUCUGAGAGCCAGUCUCAGAGGGUCAAACUGGUGCAGGCCUACCGCAGCCUACUGGACUACUUCACCUGGUGCGACAAGAGGGAAAACUUCUCCACAGCGGCAGCUUUAAGUACUGAUGAAAUGGCCGCGCUGGACAUGGAGACCGUCUACAAGAAGUCCACUGUGAACUUGAAGGAGAUUUUGAAGAACCCAGGUGUAUGGGAUCCCUUCAUACUUUGCUACAUCGAAGUAAGCCGAGCCCUUCCCUGCUCCGAUGGAACGCGUGCGUCCAAUAUGCUGGAGCACUACCAGCAGCACGAUGAGAUUUCCAAGAUUCUGGAGGACUACGCCUACGACGAGUCCUUCCCUCCCAACCCCAACGCACACGUCUACCUGUACCGCCACCUGAAGAAGACCGGCGCUCCGGAGAAGAAGCUGAGGCGUGUUUUGAAGGUUCUGCAUGACCUGGUCCCAAGCCACGAGCUGAUGCCCGAGUACUUUACUCUCCUACUCCGGUCAGAAAAAGAGGAGGACCUUCGAAAGGCGUUAGACGUGUCUUUACUUAUGCUUGACUACGCCUGCUGGAAGAUCAACUUGGCCACAUGGAAGAGUUUGAAGGCCGCCAUCAUCAAACUGAAACAACAGAACGUGGACAACUGGAAGGACGUAGUUGGUGACAGCAUGGCGUCGAGGCGGGACUGGUGGCCGGCCUUUCACUUCACACACUUCCACGCCAAGGAGGACCUGACCACGGACCAGGCACUGCUGAAGGUCAAAGCCUGGGUGUGCAGGCUCCUGUUCCCAGACAAGGUCUACAUCGUUGAAUGGCUAUCCCUGAAAAAAACCCUACCCCAGAAAGAGCCCCUACCCCAGAAAGAGCCCCUACCCCAGAAAGAGCCCCUACCCCAGAAAGAGCCCCUACCCCAGAUGGAGCCCCUACACCUGGAAAAGACCCUACCCCUGAAAAAGACCCUACCACUGAUAGAAACACUACCCCUGAAAAAAAAACGAAUACUGAAAAAAAAACAAAUCCUGAAAAAACACCAACAAACCUCUAAAGCGAUCCCUUAGAUUAAAGGAAUACUUCACCCAUUCAGAACCGGCGUUCUAUCAUUAUAAAAUCGCUAUUGUAAUAUAUAUAAAAAUAUUUUUUUCCCCUCAGUCUAACCCAGUCUUCCCCCUUGGCCCAGCUCUCCUGAUCUAAUUUUCUCCCGAGAUGACGUCAAAUGACGCGUUUGACGUCAUCUCGGGAGAACUUUGCCUGUUAGAAGGGCCAAGGACUACAAACCACUGGUUCCGCAAAUUUGUGAGCCCACCAAUAAAGAAUGAGGGGGGGGCGGGAGCUCGCAUACGAGAUGUAAACACAAUGUCCGCCAUGUUUCUUCACCGCUUAGCUAGAGAACAAAUUUGCAAUGUGAAAUAGCCAAAGUGGAUUUUGAAAACCUAUGUUUGGAUUCGGGCAUUCAGGGCUAUUAGUACGAGCCAGAAUACAGCCAGGAAGAAUUUACACAAAUAGAGGAGUAGGCUGCUGCGGCUGCAGCUGAACAAGCCUUGCCUGUUGCCGAGGACGAGGACGAGGAGCCGGAGCGCGCCGGUUUGCUCUGUUCGCCUAUAGACACUAACACAGAGUCCCUGUGCUGCAGCGAGUUUCAGCGAUGCCAGUUUCUUCUAGAAUAAAUGGCUGAAUCUGGCGACGACGGGGCCAUGUGUGUAUCCUCUCACCCAGGCUUUACGCCUCAUCUGAGCAGUUGGGUAUUUGAUACAUAUUUCCGGACCCAGAAGGUGAACUGGAAACGCCAGCCAAAGCUCGCCAGGAGAAACAGACGUCUUAGCACAGAGUGAGCGUUUGUUUUUUUGCUAACACAUUGGCUACCAUAGUUUUGAGUCCCGGGGAACGUGACAAUGUAGUUAUCCGAAAAUAGCCAAUCUUAUUGGCAGAGCAUAGGCUACGUUACAUUAGCUUGAAGUCUGUGUAAUGCUGCUAUAAAGUCAACACAAUGGUUAUACUUGACUUUAUAAUUCGCAUGAAAUAGAAAUAAGAGUCUUCCAACAGAGGACAUCAACCGGACUUGAACCCCGGUCUCCAGGGGGUAAGCUCACAGCUCUCUCCACUUCCCACUGAGAUAUGUAAUUUAAUUAUGUCUGAGUUUAUAUAUGACAGUGCAAUAGACAUGAAAGCAUCAUGUUUUUUAAAGAUAUUGUGUUUUCCACAGAAAUUGAGCCGCGGUCUCCAGUGGGUUAGGCAGAGUACACUCCACUGCACCACUGAGGCGAUGACUACACAAUAAUCAAUCAAUAAAGAGGAUAUACAUGACAUUAAAAUGUAUGUGUGUAUUUCUAUUAUUUCCCUUGUUUUUUUUCAUGACGACCAAUAAAAAACGCCACUGUUACCCCUUAUGUGUUUUUCAUAGCGACCAAUAAAAAACAACAGUGUUACCCCUUAUGUUUCUUUUCAUGACGACCAAUAAAAAAUGACUUAUAUUAUGUUUGACAAAUACAACAGUGUUACCCCUUAUGUUUUUUUUCAUGAAGACCAAUAAAAAACAACAGUGUUACCCCUUAUGUUUUUUUCAUGACGACCAAUAAAAAACAACAGUGUUACCCCUGUUUACAUUUUUGCGGGGAUCCGAACCUGAGCUGUUUAGAGAAUUAAGCUCCGAACUUAUCAAUGCACCAUCAAGACACAGAUUAAACACAACACAAUGGUUAUACUUGACUUUAUAAUUCGCAUAAAAUAGAGAUAAGAGUCUUCCAACAGUGGACAUCAACUAGACUUGAACCCCGGUCUCCAGGGGGUUAGCACACAGCUCUCUCCACUUCCCACUGAGAUUUAUAAUUUAAAUAUGUCUUUGGUUAUAUAUGACAUGAAUAGACAUGAUAGCAUUACGUUUCAAAUUAAAGAUAUUGUGUUUUUCACAGUAAUUGAGCCGCGGUCGCCAGUGGGUUAGGCAGAGUACACUCCACUGCACCACUGAGGCGAUGACAAUACACAA